Messenger RNA from Morus notabilis, 1860 nucleotides. RefSeq names its product armadillo repeat-containing protein 6. The transcript is spliced from 8 exons. Bases 236 to 1624 code for a protein of 462 amino acids. Gene Ontology annotation, molecular function: protein binding. Lineage: Eukaryota; Viridiplantae; Streptophyta; Magnoliopsida; Rosales; Moraceae. The record is from RefSeq and is a predicted model, not a curated record.
GCUGCAUGAAUGAGUUGGGCUAGGGUUUUGCUAGUGUACAGAUGAGAUCUUGACGAUCCAAAUACGUCCCCCCUCUCUCGUUUCAAAUUGAACGCUUUCUGCACAGUGCUUAGUCCCGUCUUUUCCUCUCUCUCUCCAUUUCGUCAGUGCAUCACUGAUUCACUGUCAUCGCCGUUGAAUCUCAGUCGUUCCAUCAAACACCGUUAAGAGCCGAUCAGACGGAGCACGGCGAGCUAUGGGCCCACCGAAAAAUGCGGUCCGUUCGAUCUCUCAGGAGGCCUUCGACGAGCUCGUGAAGGAGAACAUUGACGACCUCGGAAUGGAACCGGCCGAGGCUCUUCAAGACGCCAUCGAAACCCUAACUCUCCAGGGCGUCGAUCUCUCCGGGAUUGUCACUUGUGUUCCAGGAGAGGGUAGUGUGAAGGAUAAUCCUGUUAUACAGUGUUUGGAUAGAUUGAAGGAAUUUGAUGGUGGUUCCGAGGAUUGGAAUUCAGAUUCCAUUGCGGAAUUGUUCGAAAAGCUAGCCGAGCUAUGCAGUGUAGAGGGAUCUGGAAAUGCGGUGAUAGCUACAAGGAACAGAGCGCUGGAAUUGGUGUUCUCUGUGUGUUCCAAGAUUAAAAUUGAGGAUGGACAAGCUCUUGUUUCGGCUUUGAAGGCAAUGGCUGCUUUGCUUCAUGAUCUUCAAAGCACAGAAACAUUUCGGACCGUAGGUGGACCAUCAAUUCUGAUGGGUUUCUUGAAUGAUGGUAGCCAAAAAUUAGACAUCUUGAAUAGUGGUUUUGCUGUAGUUGCUGCAGCUGUGACUGGCAAUGAGGUUCUGAAAGAGUCGUUCAUGGAGCUGAAAAUUGAUGAGCUUAUUCUUCAAACACUCCAUAAACUGAAUAAAGGCAGCACUCAAAGUUUGUAUGAUGCUAUACGUGUUCUCCUAACAGCUGAUGAUAAUCGUGUAGUGGCUUCACAAGUUUAUGGCUAUGCAAGGAAAUUUGCCAAGAUUGGAAUUGUUGGAGCUCUGGUAGGUUCACUGCAAGCUGAGCUUAGUUCACCUAGUCUAGUUUCAGCAAGCAUAGCUUUAAAGGCCGUUGCUGUUAAUGACGAAAUAUGUAAAUCCAUUGCUGAAAAUGGUGGUAUUGAUGCAGUGCUUCGAUGCAUUGAUGAAAGUAGUGAACAAGGCAACAAAACUGUAGCUAGAGUUUGCUGUUCUCUGCUCUCAAAGCUGGCUGGAAGUGAUGCAAAUAAAAAUGCUAUUGUUGAGAAAAGAGGCUUGGACAGGCUAAUCAAGCUCUCAGCCAGAUUUUUCGAUGACCCUUCUGUUCUACAAGAGAUCAUGGCAAUUAUCUCUGUACUCUGCUUGAGAUUGCCAGAAAACGCAGCACGUGCCAUCGAAGCUGGGGCUGGAGACCUUGCCAUCCAAGCCAUGCAGAAGUUUCCUGCAGUGCAGCAAAUGCAGAGGAAUGCCUGUUUCAUGAUUCGGAAUCUUGUUGUCAGGAACCCCGAAAACAGGACUUUUCUGUUAAAUAAUGGUGUUUCGAAACUCAUAAGGCAGGCCAAACAAAACCACGAGAGCUGCAAGGAGGCUGCUACUGACGCUUUAAGGGAUUUGGGACUUGAUGACUACAACUUGUAACCUCAAGCUGUCCAUGUUUGAACCUAAAUUCAAGCUGUCCAUGUUUGAACCUAAAUUCUACACACUCCCAUUUGCUUUUCCCAGAUUUUUUUGUUUUUUUUUUAUAAUUCUUUUCGGCUUCUUGUUGAGGGUGGCUGUGGCAAUUUUUUGUGUGGGGAUCUCAUUUUAAUAUCUCAUUGUAAUACAAGUAUGAGACUCAAUUCUUGCAACACGAGAAUGAAAAGCGUUUUCCUGUU